Scylla paramamosain (green mud crab) is the source of this 1616-nucleotide messenger RNA. RefSeq lists its product as uncharacterized. The transcript is spliced from 7 exons. Bases 154 to 1473 code for a protein of 439 amino acids. The record is from RefSeq and is a predicted model, not a curated record. Lineage: Eukaryota; Metazoa; Arthropoda; Malacostraca; Decapoda; Portunidae.
AAAGCAAGCCGGAUCAGCUGUUGUGGUCUGCUGCUGCUGCUGCUGCAACGCGAGACACAGGAGGAGGAAGAGGAGCACGGCGCCGCGCUGCCUCGCCACACCUGACCACACCUGCCCACACGUGCCCUGCUCUCCUGCCCACACCUGCUGGCCAUGGCGGCGUGCCUCAGGUCCCUCAGGCUGGGGGUGCCGCCCCUCGUGCAGGGCGCCGCGGGAGCCUCACGCCGCGCACCACCCCAGAGUGCCUCGAGUGUGGCAGCACUGCACCUGGGGGCCGGCACACACAGGGCCACACCUGCCCCCCUGCACCACCACCAGGGGGAUGGGGAGGGAGGGGAGGCAUGGUGGUGGAAUAACACGUUCUUGCCGCUGCGCUCUCUGGACCCCAUGGGACUGAUGGGCCUCAUCCCCUGCCCCACCGCCCACACUGUGGAUGACAUUGAGGUACAGUGCUCGUCCAACAACAACAACAACAACAAUAACAACAACCAGGCUGCUACCCCCACCACAACCAGCACCAGCAACAACAGCAUCAAAACCUUCCGUCUGCCUGCCAACGCGCUGUGGUACCCCAGAGACAGCACGAGGCAGGGCGGUGCUGUGGUCUGCUCCCUCACCUACAGCCCCAUUGAAGCAGAGGUCAUGAGCACCCUUGCCGAGCCCCAGAGGAGUGACAUGGGGGAAGGGGUGUGUGACAUGGGGGUGUUCAUCAAAAGUAUGGGGUUGAGAGAUGGGGAGAUGCAGAUGUGCGAGUCUUCCUCUUCCUCUUCUUCAAUGUCUUCCUCUUCUUCUGGUUCGCCGCCAAAUCUCGACUCCGAAGGGAAACCUGAUGCGGAGAAGUUGUCGUUAGUGUUUAACAGGCUCGCGGAAACGCUGCCCAAACUGUUCACACACCCCCUGGACUACACCAUAUACUCCCAGAACAUUGUCUUUGAGAACAGGAUCAGGGGCAUUCGGACUGUGGGUCUGUUUCCCUACGUACGCCAGGUGGCCCUUCUGCGCACUGUAGGUCACCUCAAAUUUGCGUACGUCAAGUUCGAAAUACUGAAGAUUACCAAGCAUCAAGAGGAGGGCUGUGUCAAGGUGCGCUGGAGGAUCAAGGGACUGUCUGGCAUCAAGGCCAUUUUCAAGUUCUGGAAGGUGAAGAUCUGGAACUGGAAGAGUGUGGAGGACCAGAUGGUGCACUGGUAUGACGGCUUCUCCACCUUCUAUGUGGGCGGAGACGGCCUGGUGCACACACACAUCGCUGACAGUAUGAUGCCAGACGAGGAGCAGCAGGUAGUAAGCAAGGACCCGCUAGCUGUCAAGAUGGCCGCCCUGUUAGGACUCGUUCAUAGACCAAACAGUGGAGGUAGUUUAAACUCCACUACUUCUACUACUACUACUGCUGCUACUGCUACUACUACUGCAUUACUACAGCAAGAUAGAGACUGUUGUUGUGGUCUGAUGUUGCCUCUUGAAAAAAUUCAUUAAGAAGAGGAAGAGGAGGAGGAAGAGGAAGAUGAGAAGAAAGAUCAAGAGGAGGAGGAGGAGUUAGAAGAGGAAGAAUAACAAUAAUAACAGAUAGAGGAGGAGGAGGAGGAGGAAGAAGAAUAAGAAUAAUAAUUAGUGGAAAA